AGCGAUAGGCCUGAAUACGAGGUUCUCGUUAGCCAGGUGAAUGUCAUUGCAAAGCCGUUGGCCGAUAAAAAGUUAACGAAAAAACUUUACAAGACUGUCAAGAAAGGUGCUAAGACUAAACAUCUCAGACGUGGAGUGAAAGAGGUGGUUAAAGCUCUAAGGAAAGAGGAAAAAGGCUUUGUUGUUAUAGCUGGAGAUAUAUCCCCUAUCGAUGUGAUCGCUCAUGUUCCGAUUUUAUGUGAAGAGAAAGGUUUACCUUAUGUAUACAUACCCGCCAAGAUAGAUUUGGGCUUAUCCAGCAUGACUAAACGCCCAACUAGCGUGGUAUUGGUGAAGCCUAAUCAAGAUUACCAGGAAAAUUAUGAUGAAUGUCGGAAUAGUAUUUUAAGUUUA
Messenger RNA from Trichoplax adhaerens, 393 nucleotides. RefSeq lists its product as uncharacterized. Gene Ontology annotation, cellular component: nucleolus; box H/ACA snoRNP complex. The record is from RefSeq and is a predicted model, not a curated record. NCBI's taxonomy places the organism in Eukaryota, Metazoa, Placozoa, Uniplacotomia, Trichoplacea, Trichoplacidae. The transcript is spliced from 3 exons. Gene Ontology annotation, molecular function: box H/ACA snoRNA binding. The annotation marks the transcript as partial. Gene Ontology annotation, biological process: snRNA pseudouridine synthesis; rRNA pseudouridine synthesis.